AUGGCGAUAGAGGACACUUUACAAUACCAAAGCUUCGACGGCGAGCAGGCGCCACCCCCAUCGUUGAACAGGCUCCGCAAACACAUUCAGGUUCUAGGCCGAGGUAUUGGAAUUGUAUCGCAUGCUGAGAAGCUAUCCUUAAAAAACGAGGCUGUGACCAACAACCGAUUUUCUUGGGUUGAUGAAGCAACCUUCGCUCCCAAACCCGACGCCACACCGACAACACCAUCACUUCCCCCACAUCGCGAUGCCUUAGGGCCAACGCCAUCUAUUGACUCUGUGCGGGAGAUCUGGGCUGCCGCAUUUGAUGCGGAACUGGUCGGUCAUGAGGAGUCUCAUUGGAAUUUAACGGUCCAGGGACCGAUCCUCCUAAGCGCCCUGAAGCAUUUGACGAAUCUUGGUGUAUCGUGCUGCACUUCGGCGGGAAUCCAUAGUGCUUACACGAGAAAGGACAAUUCCGCCCAAUACAAUCGAAAGAUCGACAUUUGUGUGCAUGUAAAUGAGAAAUCGCCACAGCUAGACAGAGUCAUUCUAGCGUCGAGAACCGGGUCAAUCAACCAUACAAGUUAUGCUGGUCUGCUUCGUAGGCCAAUUGGAUUCUCUAUUGAGACAAAAAUCACAGGUCAUGACUGGUCAACCGCGGUUUAUCAGAUCGCAUCAUGGUUGUUAGCCCAGUGGGACGCCCUCGAUGACCUCGUAGAGCUAUCGGUUGGCCAGCGCAUACCUCCAGGUAGUUCUCCAGCAGCGGCAUCCGGACUGGAGUUUUUACCAGGUGUUAUUGUACAAGGACAUGAAUGGUGGUUUGUCGCAGUGAGCAGGACAUCGAGUAAUAAGAAUGUGUUUUGGACGAAAGUUUACAUUGGAUCAACCACGUCAACUCAAGGCGUCUAUGGAAUCACGGCCGUCAUACAACUCUUAGGCCACUGGAUUCAAAGUGAGUACUGGCCUUGGUUUAAGUCCGCCAUUCUCAAUCAAGCUUAG
This is a messenger RNA of Colletotrichum siamense, 981 nucleotides long. RefSeq lists its product as uncharacterized. The transcript has 2 exons. Lineage: Eukaryota; Fungi; Ascomycota; Sordariomycetes; Glomerellales; Glomerellaceae. Bases 1 to 981 code for a protein of 326 amino acids. The record is from RefSeq and is a predicted model, not a curated record.